UGGGACGUUCAUAGAUCAGGUAUUAUUCAUCAUAUUUAUUACAGAAAUAUAUACUGUUGCAUGUGUCCUUCAGCCACGCGUGCGUAAUCCAAUGUUUUCGUGUAGGAUAUCAAACGGUUCCAAAAUAACAAUAAGAAAAAAAAAAAAUAAAUAAAUACACUUUUCAUCCUACCAGAUUUCUCCCUCUUAUCCCUCCCUCCUCCCCCCCACACCACCCCUUUUGUCCUCUCAUGACCAGAUUCAUGGAAGAACAGGUGCGAACCAGGCUGAAGCAGGUGUCACAGGUGUCCGUACAGGUGGCGCUGCUGAAGGGCGACCUGGCCAGACUCAAGUCGCGACUCGAGAAGAGGGAGGAGGAUUUUCUCGAUGCCAACGCUGAAGGAAACGCUACGUCUCAGGUUAACUAUCUCAAGAAACGUUUGGAACAUGAAGAGGUGAAGACACGCGUUGAGGACAACGGCAAGGUCCUCGCAUCGCUCAGACACAAGCUAGACAGUAACCGACGGAGACUAAACCGCCUGGAGGACGAGCAGCAGCAUAAAGGGACGCGUCUGGAGGAACUGAAGAGCCAAGCAGUCAUGCUCGAGGAGGAACUUACGCGCCUCUCGUCCAGCAACUCGAGGAUCACUUCCCACGUUAAUCAGCAGAACGCCGCGACGCGCAGGAGACUUCAGGCUCUCAAAAACAACAGCAAAGAACCGAUGAUCACAGUGGAGGAGUACUUGCAGCUGAACAGCCAAGUUCAAGUGCUUGAAAAGGAAGUCAAGAGGUGGAGUAAAAAGGCCGAUACCUUACGCUGUUAACGAUUGUGGUCAAGAGAAUUCGGCUGCAAUUAGAAGCUAGGAAGAAAGUUCUCAGAUUGAAAAAUGCCUGGGAAACGGUUAAGCAUGUGCGUAACAAAUGUUAUGGAACUUUCUUAAUAUUAAAUUGAAUUAAAACAGGAAUUACUUCAGCCAAAAAAAUCCAGCCAAGGUGUAAAUAAAAUAAAAAGGGACUAAUAUUUAUCUGUAAUGUUAGCUUGGAAUUUUAAUUUACCAGUUUUAAUGCCAAGUUUGUUGCAACAGAAUUGGUUUGGAUUCUAAUUAUAAAAAGCCUUCAGAGUAAUAUAGUGAAACUUUACAACGGAUAAUUAAACUCGCAUUUGCUAAUUGGUUUAAAAAUUUAUUACACCUAAGGUUCGUCUAUACAUGAAGUGCAAAUGCAUUACCUUCAUCUUUGGUUAAUAUCCACAAUUUACACUUGUGUAAUGCACAGGCACAUGACUACUAUAUGGUACAUUACAAAUCUACCUUAUAACGUACAUGUUAAUCGUAACAACGUUUUGUACUGUAAUACCAUUACAUAAAAAAAUAAAAUAAUGGCAACAUAGUAAAGCUAUCACAGUCCUCUAUCCAUUAAAA
This is a messenger RNA of Penaeus monodon (black tiger shrimp), 1400 nucleotides long. RefSeq lists its product as uncharacterized. Lineage: Eukaryota; Metazoa; Arthropoda; Malacostraca; Decapoda; Penaeidae. The coding region runs from base 231 to 803 and encodes 190 amino acids. The record is from RefSeq and is a predicted model, not a curated record. The transcript has 4 exons.